This is a messenger RNA of Lathyrus sativus (Indian pea), 270 nucleotides long. The record is from the annotation of a GenBank genome assembly. Lineage: Eukaryota; Viridiplantae; Streptophyta; Magnoliopsida; Fabales; Fabaceae.
AUGAGUUUGAGGUACACAGGAAGAGUGUUGUACCAAACUGCAAUGAGAACACUUCAGGGCAUGAAAGAUCAAACCUCAAAGUGUGAUUCAACUAUCAAGUCUCUAAGGGAUUCUAGUUCUUCUAAACAAGCUAAAGCUAGGCUUUUCUCUAAUUCUUCUUCUUUUGAUAAUUCAGCCUCUGCUUUCAAAGGUGGUAACGGUGAUAAGAUUAAACGUGCUGAAGAGUCUCUUAGGACUGUUAUGUAUUUGAGCUGUUGGGGUCCCAAUUGA